AUGCAUUUCUCGCCCGCAGUAGCGCUCCUCGUCGCCCUGACGCCUUCGUGCAUCCUCGCCGCGCCCACGCAGGCCUCCAUCCAACGGCGAGACGACUCGGCCUCGGAGAAUGAGGGCUCGUCCAACUACAUCACCAGCACAAUAUCCAACGUCUGGCGCCAAGCCAGCAGCUGCGACAUGACCUCCGUCACCAUGCCUCUCGACCAAGCGCCCAGCCCGACGCCCCUCCCCUCGCCGUCUUCCGGCCUUGUCCUCUCGCACGUCGCCGUCGGCCGGGGCACCCAGAACUACACCUGCUCCGGCGUCGACCCGUCGUCGAGCCCGACGGCCAAGGGCGCCGUGGCCACGCUCUUCAACGCCACCUGCCAGGCCGCGCGCACGCCCGACCUGCUCUACGACACGCCGUCCAUCGCGCUGGCCUACGACGUGCCGUCGGCGCAGACGGCCCUGGCCGCGUACGACAUCCUGCUGUCCGGCCACCACUUCUUCACCAACGACUCGACCCCCUUCUUCGACCUCGACACCAGCGAGCACAGCUACGGCACCGUCGCCUGCAAGAAGGACGCCGCCUCCAACGCCCCCACCGCCGACUCGACCUCGACCGUCAAGUCCAACUACGCCGCCGGCACCGAGGGCACCGACAACGGCGACGUCCCCUGGCUCAAGCUCGAGGCCGUCCAGGACAGCACCGGCUACACCUGGAGGGAGGUCUACCGCCUCAACACCGCCGGCGGCCAGUCCCCCAAGACGUGCGAGGGCAUCGACGGCGACUUCACCGUCGAGUACGCCGCCACUUACUGGUUCUGGUCCGAGCCCGGCAAGGACGGCUACCUGAACGGCGCCGUUGCCGGUACGCCCGACGGCAUGUGA
Diplodia corticola is the source of this 870-nucleotide messenger RNA. RefSeq names its product malate dehydrogenase. Bases 1 to 870 code for a protein of 289 amino acids. The record is from RefSeq and is a predicted model, not a curated record. The transcript is spliced from 2 exons. Lineage: Eukaryota; Fungi; Ascomycota; Dothideomycetes; Botryosphaeriales; Botryosphaeriaceae.